CUUUUUUCAAAUUCUCGACUGUCACAAAAGAACUGGCGGGUAGUAUGAACGAACUGGUGACUAAGUUAAACAGCAUGUUGCUCUACCCCUUGGAUGCCUUCCUCAAAGGAGACCUUAAAGGGGUGAAAGGAGACAUGAAGAAACCCUUUGACAAGGCUUGGAAAGAGUAUGAAACCAAAUUUGCCAAAAUUGAGAAGGAGAAAAAGCAGCAAGCUAAGGAAGCUCAUAUGCAUCGAGUAGAAGUGUGUGGGUCUGAGAUUGCUGAGGAAAUGGAGAAAGAGAGAAAAGUUUUCCAAUUACAGCUGUGUGAGUAUUUCCUGAAGGUGAAUGAGAUAAAGACGAAGAAAGGUGUAGACCUGCUGCUGCAUCUGGUGGAUUACUACCGAGCCCUAACCACGUUUUAUCAAGAAGGCCUCAAAACCAUAAACCAUUUCCAGUCCUUUAUAGAAAAUCUCGUUAUCCAGCUCAACCAGAUCAAACAACAGCAGAAUAAAGAACGACAACAACUCAUUGACCUCCGCGACUCUCUCAAGGAAACCAUGACGGCUUAUAAAGAGCCAUCGUCCACCAGCAAGCCUCACACUGGUUAUAACCUACACCAGCUACAAGGCAACAAGGCCCAUGGCUGUGAACGGGACGGCUACCUACUCAAAAAGAGUGAGGGGCGUAUCAAAAAAGUCUGGCAGAAACGCAAGUGUAUCAUUACAGAUGGUCUCAUGUUCAUCAGCCACUCGGAUGAAAGUAAAGACCCGGUGAAACUAAAUCUUCUUACCUGCCAAGUCAAGUUAGUCCCAGAUGAUUCAGGCAAGAGGUGCUUUGAUCUAGUCUCAAGCUCAAACAACAGAACGUACCACUUCCAGGCGGAUGAUGACAGGAAUAUGGAAGAGUGGAUCUCCGUGUUGAAUAAUGCGAAGGAAGAAGUUCUGAUGAAGGCGUUUCAAAACAAUAGCAAUACUCCCGCACUCAAUCAGAGCGUACGGGAGCUAACUGCCAGUAUUAUAGAUCGUGUACGUCGGUUACCAGGAAACAGCAUGUGCUGUGAUUGUAAUGCACCAGAACCAGAGUGGCUAUCGACAAACCUUGGUGUCCUGAUUUGUCUUGAAUGCUGUGGUAUUCAUAGACAACUAGGUGUACAUAUAUCUCGGACUCAGAGUCUGGUUAUAGACGAGCUGGGUACCUCACAGUUACUGAUAGCCAGAGUGGUAGGAAACGGGUAUUUUAAUGACAUAUUGGAAGCCAAGUUAGAUCCUUCAACUAAACCAACAUUAUCUAGUCCAAUGGAGGAAAGAUCUAAUUUCAUAAAAUCAAAAUACGGAGAGCACAAAUACGCAAUAAUCACAUGUACAUACAAGGAUGACCUCAAACAGGACCUGAAGCAGGCGAUACUGACGCACGAUAUUAAUGCCUUGCUACAGGUGUAUGCUGAAGGUCUAGACCUAAUGACUGACCUCCCUGACUGUGAGAAUGGAGAGACAGCGUUACAUCUGGCCAUCGAGGAGGAGGAGGGAUAUCCUCCUCAUAUUGUAGACUUUAUCAUUCAGAAUUCAUCACAAGACAGCCUUGCUCUGAAGACAUUGGAUGGAAACACUGCAUUACACACGUGUGCCCUCGGCAAUAAGGCCGAGUGUAUGAAACUACUGCUGAGAACCAAACCUGACCUGGCUAACGUGGAAAAUGCUGACAGUAAAACUGCUUUGGACAUUGCUCGGGAUAAUGGCUUCCAACUCUGUGCUGAUCUGUUACAAGCUUCAAUUCAGGGAAGAAAGGAUGUUUUUGAGAAUGUCAACAUAGAUUGGGACCUUAUGUCGGAAGAACCUUAUUAUCCUGAACACUUUGACAGCGACGACGAACUAGAGAAUACUCCUGAGAGGAAGCAGAGGUCAAGGCCACCAAGUUUGAUAACGGGAUUAUCUGACCCCCAGGGGAGUCAGAACGACCUUUCAGCCAAUAGAGGCCCUGGGUCAGUCCCCUACACAUACAGCAAGCCAAAGAAGUUUGUAAAUCAAUCAAGCAGUAAACAUCGUAACAGUGUGCGUGGUUAUACUCCUGGUUUACAUAACAAUACUGGAGCCACCAAUGGUGGGGGAGGAGUGCAGGCAUCGCCCGCUGUGUCUGAGACUAAGGACAUGUCCUAUUCUAAUGCCCCACCCUAUGUCCCGCCCCUGCCCCCGAGGAACAAGAAACAGCCACCUUCAUCAAUGGGUAUAAGUCAAGGUCAAGGUCAAGGUCAUAACCGAAAUGCUUCUGAGCCAUUCCCUCAGCGACCUACACACAAGAGGACUCCAUCAGACCCUCCUCCAAGACCUGCACCACCAGAAUUCCGGGCCAUUGGUAUCGGAUUAGGAAGACCUACAAGUUAUCGGACACGGACACAGUCAUCAACUGAUGAGGAUAUGGGACCGGUGACUCCUCCAGUGUUACCCACUAGACAACCAUUACCCGACAAGGAGGUACCCCCUAUACCACUCCCACGUCAGAAGAAAAAGGUACCAAUUGGCUUAAGGUGUCGUGCUCUAUUUGACUGCGAGGCUGACAACGAGGAUGAAUUAACGUUCAAUGAAGGGGAGAUAAUCAUAGUGCUGAGAGAAGAAGAGGAAGAUUGGUGGGAGGGUGAAAUAGAAGGAAAUACACAGAGGCGGGGUCUCUUCCCGAAGACUUUUGUAGAGCCACUCGCAGACCAAGGAUAACAACGGCUAACAUCUAGUGUUUAAUGAAUAUCUACUGCUCCUCAACCACUUACCAUUAAUGGGGCUUACUAACAUACUGUCAUCUGUGAUAUGUAAUGUAUUCAAAGUACCUUACAACCUACUAGUCACUUGUUACUAGCUGGAGCCACUCGUUACUGGCGGUAGCCACUUGUUACUGGGGGUAGCCACUUGUUACUAGCUGGAGCCACUCGUUACUGGCGGUAGCCACUUGUUACUGGGGGUAGCCACUUGUUACUAGCUGGAGCCACUUGUUACUAGCUGGAGCCACUCGUUACUGGCAGUAGCCACUCGUUACUAGCUGGAGCCACUUGUUACUGGCGAGAGGUUUGUCAUAGUGAUGAAAUCACCAGCUACUUGUUACAGUUCGGCUAGAUGGAUGUGGCAGUGGUAUUUGUCUCGAAACAUGUCUGAACAACAGGGAAGUUCCCUUUAGCCCAGUCAGUAGAAUCUGAAGCCUUACAACUGGAUUCUUGGCAGUGGUACAGUGGAAAAGGAAAUACACAACUGGACAAAAGUAACUUAAAAAAUAAACAUAUAUUUUGAUAUAUAAUGUAUAAAAGUAUACUAAUGUUACAAGUAAUUAAUAAGUGUUAGUUAAUGAAAUUAUAAGUUAUCUAAGUUAAGGGAAUUAUACAUCACACUAUUGCUUACAAAUGUGUUGUAAACUAACAAAGUCAAAAUCAUAAACGAUGUAUUAUUGCUGAACUCUUUUGUAAUGAAGGUUUAUACCAGUGUAAGGUAGCAUGUAGCCUUAAGGAUAUAAUUGAAUUAUAGGGUGGAUUCCAAUUAUUAAUGUAGCUUCACCUUACAUCAUAAAAGAUGUAUUAGUGCUAAACUCUUUUGUAAUGAAGGUUUAUACCAGUGAAAGGUAGCAUGUAGCCUUAAGGAUAUAAUUGAAUUAUAGGGUGGAUUCCAAUUUAAAUGUAACUUCACCUUACAUCAUAUAUGUAUUUUAUUUAUUAUAUCCAGCACCAAAUUUGCUGUUAUUUUCUUUAAAAAACACUUGUUAUCCUUGAAUUAUUUUGUGUGUGAAUAACGUGUCUGUCCACAAGAUUACAGGUUUCUGUAUGGACAACCAUUUGUUUACCUCUAUAUAAGAUGUAUGCGUGCAAUUAAUACCCUUACAUAAAAGCCAUAUAGCCAACUUUUGUAUAUACACCAUUAUCGUGACAUUAUUUAUGAGAUAAUAUAGCUGAGAUUACACAUUAUUUCUACAGCAACACUAAACAUUUCUGAAAUUUGCAAUCAAUCAACCCCAUACAGGAUUGGACAUAGUGAUGCAAUACCUUGCCAGUAGACGGACUAUGCUUUAGAUCUGGGCGGUUUAUACUAUACCCAUUGUCCUGAAUUCUGCCUUUUAUGUUUUUACAUAAAAAAAGAUUGUAAGAUAUCCACAAAUGUCAAAAUAAAAUAACCAUUUGGUCGUCUUCCAUAAGCAAAUCCAUCAGAGUCUGGAAGGAGUGAUUUAGUGUCAUUAGUUACCAACUUUUGUUUGUGAUUUUGAAAUGCAAUUCAUCAUUGAAAAUGUAUUUUUGCCAAAUUUAAGAAUACUUUAAAUAUGCAAAUGAAGCUGUUUGUAUUUAUUGUCUCCCAUGUUUAAAAACAUGUAUAAAGUUAAUUGUUUUGACAUAUUAACUCACUAAUGUUGUAUAAUUUGUAGAAAUAAAUUCUGUUGUCUUGAAGAUAUAACUUUAAUGUUGGCAGUUACUAAAAACAUUUUUUCCCCUUCCAUAUUGACAGAUUUUGUUCUGUAUAUAUUGCCACAUAGUAGAUACCGUAGAGUUUACAUUUAGGUUACACAGCAAAAUCUGUCAUUCAGAUUCCGUGGUAGGUAAAAAUAACACAUUUUAUGGUAGGUAGAAUUCACAUUUAGAUAGGCAGUGAAAUCUGUCAUACAGAUUCGACUGUAGGUAAAAAAUCAUAUUUUUCAAGUACAAAGCAAGCCCUAUAUCAUUUACCAUCCUGUAUAGUGCAAUACUUCUUAAUUACAAGACUCUAAUGGCCAGUUUUCAGCUGUAUACAUGAAAUAUGUUCUAUUUUCUCUUUAUCUGUUUCUCUCGUAUGCAUAAUACCAACAUUCUGCUGGACAAAUGGUGUUGAUAUUGCAUGGGCCCCACUUCAUACCCAAACCGUUUUACAUUAUUGCACAGUUUCAUCUUUAAAGUUUACUAUUGUUGAAAAUUGUUAUAAAAUGAUUAACUGUUGAAAAUCUUUAUUAAGAACAAAAAUGUUAAAUAUUGAAAUUUUUAUACACAAGCAUUUUUAUCUAACAGACCCAAAAUAUAUUAGAUGGUUUGUAGUUUGAUUAUGCAGACAAAAAUAAUAUGUCUCGUCAGUGUAUUAGUGCUAUUUCAUGAAUAAGUAUGUCAUUAUUUAUAGUUUUGUAUACAUAUUUUGACAGUUGACUAGUCCCGAUAACAAUAAUCAUUGUGAUCAUGGUUUCUGACGGGUUUUACAGUAAUAUGACUGUGGUACUCUGUAACGUAUAUAUAAUUACCGUAUUUAUCCUUCAAUAAGCCCUCUCCCCUGGUGUAAAAGAGCCACCACUUCACAGAUAAAUAUGGUACUAAAAUGUAUUAGAUUCCCACAUUCUCCCGAUAAUAUCUGCUGAUAAGGACGUUGAUUGUAUUAUAUACAUGUACUGAUGUUACCGAUGGCUUGGACUGUUAUGUACAAAGUUUAUGUUUCCUCAAAUCAUUUCAUUACAAUGACAUUGUCUCAGUUGUUCUAUUUUACCAAUUCUUUGGAUGUAAUCAUUGUCUCGUUUUUACUGAAGAAUUUUAUCUGAUGAAAAACCCUGUAAGAUAUUCAAACCAGUUUAUAUAAAUGUGUAUUGCAUGCUGAUGAGAAUGUGUGAUAAUGGACGUCUAAAUAGUUACAGGAAAACUCCUGUACCUGUAGUACUGAUAAUCUUACAUCUUACCUGUGUAGGAGUUGUAAAUUCAUGCAAAAAUAUUCUCACAGAGUUGUCUCUAUUUACUCCACAUGAGUUCUGUCAACAGCUCAAGCCGAGAGUCGCGCCAUAAACCAAAGCUAGACCUUCCCAGACUGGUUUUUCUCCAGAAAUGUUCGGCCUAUCACAUUAUAUUUACUUGCCAUCAGCGGUAAAUUGUAAUUGUGGGUAAAUUAAAAUCGUUAUACAGUCAGCAUUCCAUUUACGACGAUGUCAUAUGCACAUUGCUGGAACCCUUGUGGUAUCUAAAUUUCUGUGGAAAAUUCUCCACAGCAGUUUUAUAACCAUACUGAUGAAAUCGUAUUGUAAAAUACUGACUGGGCGAACUUUGAUUUAGGCCAAAAAACAAAAUUACUUGGUUCAUAGGACCUCCUUCAUCUUCUUUGAAGUCAGAAAAGCUUCUUAUCUCCUGUAGCUUUUCUGGUCGAAUAUAAACAAAAUUCUCCCUCAUUAUUUUUCGGACGAAGAGAAUGUGGAAAAAGCAUCACUAACAAUUUUAAACCUUUCUACUGUAAUAUCCAUUGUGAUUUUAACCAAAAAAAUACAGCACAUGUUCAUUAAUGUGAAACAAAGACAAAGAACCAUGAUAUAUCAUUGUUAAGAACCAUAAUAUAUCAUUGUUUUCCACAUUUUGAAUUGGCUGUUUAUAAUCACUAGUUUGUAAAAUAAAAAUAUCAUCUUUUUUUUUACCACUAUAAAAAUGAUAAAAGAUAUUUACUCCCGCCAACAACUCUUUCUAGAAAAAUUUUGCCUGAUCAUGAGAAGCAAGUAAUUAAUUUUAUUUUUAGGUUUAGUUGUUGACAGAUGUGUGUAAAUGACUAAGACCGUGGGAAGACAUGAAAGCUGUAUAAUUAUACGGUACGCUGUACUUUGUUUUAUCUGAUCAUGAUUUGUAUAUACGAAAAUGAUAGCUGCAUUAUACUGCAAGAUAUAUAUAAACCUGUAACGGGCUUGACUACUGUUAUGUACAUAGAUAUAGGGAUUAUGCUUUGAAUAUACUUUUAGAUAUAUAAACUGUUUAGUGUUAUAUGUAUAUAUAUACAAUGUAUCAUUAUAUAUUGGAUUUAAAUUGAUGAUGAUUUGAAUUACCUUUAAUUACCUGUUGACGAUGAUGCAGCUUUAUAGAAUAUGUUUGUAUGUACAUACACAUGUAGUUAAAUUUGAAGAUUUUAAUGGUAAAUAGAAUUUGGCCUUCUCAGUUUGGUGAAGAUGUUACAGACCAGUCGUCACCAUGAUAUUUUAAUGGUACAGAGGUUCUAAAUGUUUUGACUAGCCUGUGCUAUAUGCGGGUAUUAAAUGUAAGUGAAAGUUAUAUUUCUGUAUACCGGUAAAUAUUGACAACCCUCUCGGCCUCCAUUAGUCUGGGUUUAUUCCUGGCCGACAUAUCAAAUUUGAUUUGAGUUACAGGAUGGCGGUAUUGAAGAAUGAUGAAAGUGUGUUGUUGGCCAUUUAUACAGUGGAACCUCUAUAAACCGAACAUGCACGGGACAAGGAUAUUCGUUCGGUUUACAGAGGAUUCGGUUUGGAGAAGUUGAUCGAAAAAUGACCGGUCGACUUCCGGUUAUAAUUGGUCGGGACAAUGUUUUGUUAGAAUGUACCCGAUUACAAACCGGCACGUACGUACAUAGACAAUUUGGAUAGAGUGCAUUUAUGUAUUACAAUAUGCACAGAUGGGUUUAUUGUCUGAUAGAUUAAUUGAUGAAGUGUAAAUAUUUACUGGUAUACAGUGAUGUAGGGAUGUAUUCCCGAGUUGGAAUCGUUACAGAAGUGUGUGGUGUGUGGUAUAUUUCUUCACAGAUUUCUAGUUAGAAGCUGUAAAUAGUAACUGUAGAAAGUUGAAUAUUUUAUUAAUGGCUGAGAAAGUGUAUGAUGAUUCUGACAUUUUACACUGUAUUACAUACACCCAGUGAUAUAUAUUACUCCCAGUGAUAUAUAUUGUUACUGUUUAUCUCCAAGUCCUGCUUUGACAAAUACUUAUGUAUGUGCAAUAUAAUUAUGAAAAAAUGACCACAACUUUGUAAAUAGGUAUGUAAAUGUAUGUUGAAUGUACCCUAUAUACCAUAUCUUUGCUGCAGUAAGUCGAGGACCCGACUAUGUACCAUAUCUAUGCUGCAGUAAGUCGAGGACCCGACUAUGUACCAUAUCUAUGCUGCAGUAAGUCGAGGACCCGACUAUGUACCAUAUCUAUGCUGCAGUAUGUCGAGGACCCGACUAUGUACCAUAUCUAUGCUGCAGUAAGUCGAGGACCCGACUAUGUACCAUAUCUAUACUGCAGUAAGUCGAGGACCCGACUAUGUACAGUAUCUAUGAUGCAGUAGGUCGAGGACCCGACUAUGUACCGUAUCUAUGCUGCAGUAAGUCGAGGACCCGACUAUGUACCGUAUCUAUGCUGCAGUAAGUCGAGGACCCGACUAUGUACAAUAUCUAUGCUGCAGUAGGUCGAGGACCCGACUAUGUACCGUAUCUAUGCUGCAGUAAGUCGAGGACCCGACUAUGUACAAUAUCUAUGAUGCAGUAAGUCGAGGACCCUACUAUGUACCGUAUCUAUGCUGCAGUAAGUCGAGGACCCGACUAUGUACAAUAUCUAUGCUGCAGUAAGUCGAGGACCCGACUAUGUACCAUAUCUAUGCUGCAGUAAGUCGAGGACCCGACUAUGUACAAUAUCUAUACUGCAGUAAGUCGAAGACCCGACUAUGUAGUACCAUAUCUAUGAUGCAGUAAGUCGAGGACCCGACUAUGUACAAUAUCUAUACUGCAGUAAGUCGAGGACCCGACUAUGUACAAUAUCUAUGCUGCAGUAAGUCGAGGACCCGACUAUGUACCAUAUCUAUGCUGCAGUAAGUCGAGGACCCGACUAUGUACAAUAUCUAUACUGCAGUAAGUCGAGGACCCGACUAUGUACCAUAUCUAUGCUGCAGUAAGUCGAGGACCCGACUAUGUACCAUAUCUAUGCUGCAGUAAGUCGAGGACCCGACUAUGUACCGUAUCUAUGAUGCAGUAAGUCGAGGACCCGACUAUGUACCGUAUCUAUGAUGCAGUAAGUCGAGGACCCGACUAUGUACCGUAUCUAUGAUGCAGUAAGUCGAGGACCCGACUAUGUACCGUAUCUAUGAUGCAGUAAGUCGAGGACCCGACUAUGUACAAUAUCUAUGCUGCAGUAAGUCGAGGACCCGACUAUGUACAAUAUCUAUGAUGCAGUAAGUCGAAGACCCGACUAUGUACAAUAUCUAUGAUGCAGUAAGUUGAGGACCCAACCCAUAAACUCAAAGUAAGGAGUUUAUCACCAAGCAUGGACUUACUGUUGAAUGAUUACUGUGUGUGGUAUGUACAUACUUUAUAAACAAUAUAAAUUUUAAGUACAUGCAUGUACUUUAUAACAAAUGUAUGAUAACGCCAGAUUAUUACAAUGAUGGUGAUGCGAUAUAGACAAUGUGUGUGGUUUGGGUGUAGUCCAUUUUACAAUAUUAAUAUUUCCACUUAAAGAAAAUAAUAACUUGAUUUAACAUUAAUGAGACAGAACUGCCGUAUUAUUUCUAGUUCUAAUGAAUUGUUUGUAUUUUUUUCAAUUUUGAUUUUAAUGGUUAAAAAAAAAAUAUAUAAAUAUACAUGUGAUAUGGAAAAUAUUGGUACAGUUACUGUUCUCAUGUCUAAUAAUAAUUAUUAUGUCCUAAAUAUAACUCCAGUGUCCUAAAUAUAACUUCAGUGUCCUAAAUAUAACUUCAGUGUCCAAAAUAUAAUUCUGGUGUCUAAAUAUAACUCAAGUGUCCUAACAAUAACUCUCGUGUCCUAAAUAUCCAGUGUCCUAACAAUAACUGGUGUCAAGAUAUAACUCUAGUGUCCUAAAUAUAACUCUUGUGUCCUAAAUAUAACUCUAGUGUCCUAGAUGUACCAUACAGGUAAUUCCGUUGUCCUACAUAUAACUCCAGUGUCCUAAAUAUAACUACAAUAUAAUCUCCCUCACAACAUUACUUGGGUGUGUGUGUGUUUCACUUUCAACAGGAAAAACAAUCCUGAAGUCCAGAACAUAUAAAGUAAUUGUUUUGAACUUGUUCAGUCUUCCCCUGGGGUUCAGACAUCCCAGUCUAUCUCACAGGAGCGAUAACUAACACUUUUAAAUAUUAUAUGGUAGAAUGUAGAAUACGUAAUGAAACUGUUCAAUCAUUAUUUUUUAAGUAUUCAUAGUGUCAAUAAGUAAAGGGGAAUCGAACAAAUACAAAUGUAAUUAGAAACUCGAGUAAAUCAUUAGUUCUAAAUUGGGAACGGAAGCGACGAAAAGUACUGAAAAUGUUGAUUCAAUAGUAUUAUAUCAUUUAUAGUGUUUAUAAGCAAUGCAGAAUUGAAUAUGUAAAGGGAGAAUCAAAUACGUAAUGAAGGAAAAGAAUAAGAACUUCUUUUUAAAUAAGGAAUGGAAAGUUCGAAUAAGUAAUGGGCAUGUUUAUUUAUUCGUUUUAACCGUUUUGAACUAUUAACAACCUACACAUGUACGGUGUUUACAUGUUAUAUGUCAUACUAAUGGUGAUUUACCUAAAAUUCCAGGGAUAUGAUUGAUAAAGUCUGUGAUUCAAGGGACCAAGUUAAUAUUUUGAUCAUGUUAAAACAUAUUUCCAUUCGUGGAUUUGACCUUAGUUCAGUAUAAACCCUUUAUAUAGUUCCAUUGUAGAACGUUUAAUCAAUUUUUAUCAAACCCAUUCACAACAGUUGUAGGACAUCUCUGUUGAAACAAUAAAACAAUGUAAAGAGCAGUUAUUGUUUUACAUCUGUAGCAUGCUGGCUGUCUUUCCUUUAUUCUUGUGAGAUUAAUAGAAUCUUUUAACCUCUUCGGGCGAGAUAAGAAUCUCAACCCGAGGUGAGAGCUUGUUCAACCCUAGGUGGGAGCUUGUUCAACCCUAGGUGGGAGCUUGUUCAACCCUAGGUGAGAGCUUGUUCAAACCUAGGUGGGAGCUUGUUCAACCCUAGGUGAGAGCUUGUUCAACCCUAGGUGGGAGCUUGUUCAACCCGAGGUGAGAGCUUGUUCAACCCGAGGUGGGAGCUUGUUAAGUUGCCAAACAUAAGGCUUACUCAUUUCAUCCUGAGGAUUUUUGGUUUUUGGCAAAUGAAUAAGAGCAAUAUUUAUUCUAUUAUUGUAAGAGAAAGAUGAUCAUUCACUCCCAUGGAUGUGAGGAGGGAAUCUCAAUCCUCGGAGGGAAAAUACUUAAGCUUCCAAACACCAGGCAAACCUCGUGUUUGGCAAUUCAGAAUCUUCCCCCUCCGGUUGAAAUUCUCAUGUCUCGCCCCCAAGGGCCAGGGCGUGAAAGAUUCUUUCAAUAUCUUCCCUAGGUUAAACAGUCACCCUGUGAUAUAUGUUAGAAAUAUUCUUCCCUCUUUCUCUUCAUUUUUAUCCGUUUAGCAGUUCUAUAUAUCUAUUGACUGUCUUUGAACAGUAAAGAUUCCAUCGAAUCAAUUGGAGUCUUAAUUUACCUUAAGGUCAAGGACCAGACUUUUACUUUUAAAUUUAGAUAUACCGGCUGUAGUCAUUGUGUGACAACUCCAGAAGGUACUGUAAACAGGCCGAGAUUUCCUGUAUGUCUGUAAUAGCACUAGAAACCAACCAGGUUUGUCUUAGUCUUGAUUAGAUAUCGGACCGAGAUUAAUUUGCCUUUAUGUGAUACAAAAGUAAUGUAAUCUUUCCCAGGGGUAAAAGUGUUGACGAUUCAAAUUCAACGUAUGGAACAUAUUAAAGAAAAUCUUGGUUUUACAGAGUGGUUUCUUUUAUGUUUCAUACCAAGGGUCGACACAUCCUAUCGUUACUUAUUCCCGGGGAUUGAUUGCAUUUCUUGCCAAAAAAUGAAUUCUGUAAGAAAUUAAACCAUUCAAGAGUGCCAAUCAGAUUGAUGGACAUUUUUCUGUGUCAAACGAAUAAUUGUCAAAUCAUUUGAAAUAUUAAAACAGUAUGUAUUUUGUAUUUUCUGCAUUUCUGAUUAAUACUUAUGAUAUUAGAGUAUCUGAAUCUGCAGUACAUCUGAUGCAUAACGACUCAUGAGAUUCCCAGAUCCUUGAAACCUGUCUAAACUAGAUUUCAGUGAAACGACAGGACAAUAGCCAUGAUAACACAGUAUGCAUUUUUACGUAGAUUGAACAUGUGGGAAAGUAUUGAGAUAUUUUGGAAUUUUAAAGUUUUCUAUCCAUGCAGGACUGAGUAAUUGUCUCUAGGUAUUGGGAAGUUCUAAACUGAUAUAUUAAAAAAGAUACCCGAUAAUAGCAAAGAAAAUGAUUAAGUGAAUACCUGGUCAAUGAAGAAAAUAUGCCUGUUGUUCAUAUUGCAAAUUCCUUUGUAAACAAUGGGAAAGUUCAAUUUACCAGAAGGUGUAAGGUAAACAAUGGGAAUGUUCAAUUUACCAGAAGGUGUAAGGUAAACAAUGGGAAUGUUCAAUUUACCAGGUGUAAGGUAAAUAAUGGGAAUGUUCAAUUUACCAGGUGUAAGGUAAAUAAUGGGAAUGUUCAAUUUACCAGAAGGUGUAAGUUAAACAAUGGGAAUGUUCAAUUUACCAGAAGGUGUAAGGUAAAUAAUGGGAAUGUUCAAUUUACCAGAAGGUGUAAGGAAAACAAUAGGAAUGUUCAAUUUACCAGGUGUAAUUAUUGCCUGGAUUUAGAUCAAUCUGAUUUAGUACCAAACAUCAUGUUUUAAUAUCGUAUAUCCAAAAAAAAUAAUCCUGGAUUUGGUGAUGGUGGUCAUGCAGGGAGGGGGUAUCCCUCAAUUGUUACAGUCUGGCCACUGAUGUUGAGUCUAAGCUGAGCUGACCAGGGAGGGGAUAUCUCCUGAUAGUUUAAGUCAGGUAACUUAAUGUUGAGCUGACCAGGGAGGGGGUAUCUGUUGGUAUUUUAAGUGAGGCCACUGAUGUGGAGUCUAAGUCGAUCAGGGAGGGUUAUCCCUUGGGAGUGUAUUAUUGUACUUCGUUGUGUGAAUUGAUAUUUAGUUUAGACAGGUUUCUCCUCAGUGAAUAUUUGUCACCUUUUUGUAACACACCAGGUACAUAUUAGUUUGAUACGGCGAUAAGAUUUGUGAUACGAGAUUUUAACCUCAAACCAACACAUUGAUGUUAUCUUUGAUAACCCAGUAAACAGUACUUCUACACCAAAA
This is a messenger RNA of Pecten maximus, 12778 nucleotides long. Its product is annotated as arf-GAP with SH3 domain, ANK repeat and PH domain-containing protein 2-like. Gene Ontology annotation, molecular function: protein binding; GTPase activator activity. The transcript is spliced from 24 exons. Bases 45 to 2687 code for a protein of 880 amino acids. Gene Ontology annotation, cellular component: cytoplasm. Gene Ontology annotation, biological process: positive regulation of GTPase activity. NCBI's taxonomy places the organism in Eukaryota, Metazoa, Mollusca, Bivalvia, Pectinida, Pectinidae. The record is from RefSeq and is a predicted model, not a curated record.